This is a messenger RNA of Mucor mucedo, 360 nucleotides long. RefSeq names its product microtubial binding protein. Gene Ontology annotation, cellular component: cytosol; fungal-type vacuole membrane; autophagosome. NCBI's taxonomy places the organism in Eukaryota, Fungi, Mucoromycota, Mucoromycetes, Mucorales, Mucoraceae. Gene Ontology annotation, molecular function: phosphatidylethanolamine binding. The transcript is spliced from 4 exons. Gene Ontology annotation, biological process: cellular response to nitrogen starvation; macroautophagy. The coding region runs from base 1 to 360 and encodes 119 amino acids. The record is from RefSeq and is a predicted model, not a curated record.
AUGAAUAAAUUAAUUUACCAAUUUAAGACUGAACACACUUUUGCUAAACGAAAGGCUGAGUCUGAUCGUAUUCGACAGAAAUAUCCAGAUCGCAUCCCUGUCAUUUGCGAAAAGAUUGAUAAAAGUGAUAUUGCAACUCUUGAUAAAAAAAAAUAUCUCGUUCCGGGGGAUUUAACUGUGGGUCAGUUUAUGUAUGUAAUUAGAAAAAGAGUUCGGUUGAACCCAAACAAGGCUCUAUUUGUCUUCAUCGGAGGCCAUUUGUCAUCUAUAAUGGCUUUGAUGUCUUCUGUGGAUGAGCAGUUUAAAGACGAAGAUGGGUUCUUGUAUAUAAAAUAUUCUGGUGAAAACACAUUUGGUUAG